This is a messenger RNA of Bolinopsis microptera, 9301 nucleotides long. RefSeq lists its product as uncharacterized. The coding region runs from base 63 to 8051 and encodes 2662 amino acids. Lineage: Eukaryota; Metazoa; Ctenophora; Tentaculata; Lobata; Bolinopsidae. Gene Ontology annotation, molecular function: protein tyrosine phosphatase activity. The transcript is spliced from 46 exons. Gene Ontology annotation, biological process: protein dephosphorylation. The record is from RefSeq and is a predicted model, not a curated record.
AGAAAAAAAUGUGUAAUUGAAGAGUUUGGAAGGGUGAAAUCUCUCAAUCUGACAUACACCGGAUGGUCGCCUCCUUUUUACUACUGCUAUCCUGUUUAACUGCUCUAACAGUUGCUGCAAAAGUCCCGUGCAGCGCAAUCCCAGAACAUGGAGACGUAACGAAAGGUGGAGAAGGAGUCUACAAUUUCAGAUGUUUGGACACAGAUAAACACGAACUGGUUGGCAGAACAUCGGCUUUAUGUGACAGUGAUGGCUUCUUCGAAAUUGCUUCCUUGCCUAAGUGUGUAGAGAAGCAACCUCUGACCACACACAUAAAGACUACACACAGUGGACUUGAGUGCACUAAGGAGAAAGUGGCAGAAAGGCACAGUCUUCUCUUGCGGUACCUCUCACAGGCGCUGUGUAUGAAGGAGCAAACUUGCGUCUUAAAGGGCAUGUCUUUCACGUGUUCAUCUCCUUUCAAGGUUACUAUAGAGUCAGUGUUCACAGUAUCUGACAGUCGAGCAGGAGAUGAUCUUGUGGACUUGGCCAGUAGAUUAUCAGAAAGCAAACACUCUAGGCAAAGGAGAGAUAUCAACUUCGAUGAUUUCGAUACAGAAGAUCCCGUAACUUCUGCUUGCGAAGAUGGAGAGGGUGUUUCUAGCAAUGGAGAUAACUGCGUGGAGUGUCCUGAGGGCAUGUACGGAGACGGAGCUACAACUCCCAAGUGCGUAGAGUGCGCUUUGGGAACAUACAAUGCAGCGUCUAAACAAACUGAGUGUACAGCUUGUGUCAGCCCUAAGAGCACUUUGUUGACAGGGUCCACGGCUGCAGAUGAUUGUAAAAUUUUGUGCACGCUACCUGCCGCAUCAGAAAACAGUCAGUAUACGAUAUCUGGAGUGGCGAAGUCUGACGGAACCACAGUGGAGGUGGGGAGCGUGUUCACCUUGCUCUGUGAUCAGGGACACACCUUCAAGAACGAAAAUAAAUUCACCCAGACCUGUACAGACGGCCUGCAGACAGCAGAAAUCAAAAAUGAGUGCUUCAAGGUGACGACGACACCAGACGUAGCAGUGUACAAGUUCCUGGGCGAGACUGCCAGUAUCACGUGUGUAGGAGAGAGUACAGUAGAUCCCCACCUUAUUGAAGUCAGAGAUCCUGUUCCUACCGGGCUCACCGUCAGCCCAGUUGCCAAUACAGGGACCUGCGACGCUACUAAUAAAAACGAGAAACCAGAGUUCAGUGUAACAAGUGCCGCUACUUCUGGCCGAUUUGAGCUGUCUUGUGACAUGCAGGUUUACAGUGAUAUAAGCGAGAAGGAGCUGUCUGCCGACUCAACUACUGUAGUGUUCAUGAAAGCAGUGGAACCUGCAGCCAACAUAGAUACUGACGUCGGAGCAGCUCUCACUUUGGCAGCUUUGGUCAGUCUGGAUGAUGCUUCUACUUACAGCUUCGCCUGGACAAAGGACGGCAGUACUUACAACACUGCCCAAAACAGUGACACAACUGUAACGGGACUGGCGUACAAGAGCUCGUCUGUGACAAUAGCCAGUGUAACUCUGGAAGAUAAGGGCACUUAUGUAGCAACUGUCACCGUGUCAGACCUGACCGGCACCCAAAUGUUAACUAAAACCUUUACAACCGUUGUUGCAAUAAAAGGAUUCUCCGUGCAGCCCCAAGAUGCAGGUGGAGACACCAGUGUCAUUCAGGCAGAAGGAUCACAAGCUGUUCUGACCUGUGCUUUUUCGGGAACCAUCGACGCUUCAGAGACUUUUACCUGGACAAAAGAUGCCGAAACUACCGACGCUAAUGACGAAGCUUUCAUGGCAGUGACGGCAGAAACCAAGGAUGGAAGUCUCUACAAGUACUUAACCAUAAACGCCUUUCCCGCCGGCUGGACAGACACUAAAUUUGUGUGUAAGGUGUUUAAAACCAGUGAUAAAUCAGAGCUGUAUAAGAGCGAGGCCAUCUCCCUCUCAUCCUCACCCUACGUAGUGACGAUGGACGCUGCUGACAAGUGUACUGAAGAUGGAAAAGACAUUGAGUUCGAAUGUACAGCCAGUUUCCCAGACAGUAUCACUAACGGACCAACAGUAACCUGGCACAAGGUCUCAGAGGCCGGGGACACGCUCGUUGAGGACGGAGACAAUUACGUAGUGCAAGGAUCUAAAGAUGGAAUCAUCUUCAAGUCCAUCAUGACUGUAGAUAAGGCAUCAAGCACCCAAGCUGGGAGCUUUUACUGUGUGGCUACUUACACUGAGCCGGACUAUCUGCAAAUAUCCAAGAAGACUGAUGCUAGAUCCCUUACUGUAGUCGAUCUGGCUCCUAUACCGAAGAAGUACGUUCUUAUCGGGGAUACGGACAUUAUAUUGACGACCACUUUUACUGGACAGAAGCCUCUAGCAGCUAAGUGGUCGAACGAAGCGGGCGAUGAACUGGUCACUGGUGCAGAUUAUACUGUAGUGGGUGACGUCAGCGCUGAUAACGGACCUUAUACCCUUAGUUUAUUAAUUAAAACUGUGUCUGCUAGUACUCCUGUCGGUUUUUAUGUCGAGCUCAACCUAGCUCCUGAAUGUGAUGGAUUGGCUGUGAUGAACCAGUACACAGAAGAUGCUGAGCUCGAGAUACUAGCCGCUACAAUCAGCACUGACGCUACAGAGUUUAAAGCUGAGAACGACUACGCGUUUGAAGGUUCUGAUGUAAAGUUUACAUGUCUCUACUCCAACCCAUCAGACCAAGCAGCCCCCGCUGUCACCUGGACUGCUACUGCUACUAACGGUGGGGCAGCUAUCUCUACCGGAACACCUGAUAACAGCGCCGCAGCCAGUAGUCCGGAAGGAAAAGUAGUGAUAACUUUGUCGAGUGUAACAGUUGACGGACACAGUGGUACUUACAAGUGUGACGCAGCGUACCCCAACUCUAUUGGAACUGCUGCUUCUUCUAUUAGAAAUCUCCAUGUUAUAGGAUUCAAGCCACUAACCACUACAUACGUGGGAGAAGGAGGUGACACUAAGGUCACGUGCACCUUUACUGGCAAGACCGGUGUUGUUACCUGGUCACAGACCGGGAACACCAAGGAUCUCUCCUCCAACGUCAAUACUGGUAACUAUGAGAAUGGUGAGAUAACAAGUGAAUUGUCCUUAACAAACGCCCAACACGCAACUGAUGAGGGUCAAUAUAGUUGUACUAUGAAAUACAGUGAGAUUACUGAGGAGAAAGAACUUCAGCCCUGGCUCAAAAUUAUGAGGAUAACAGAAGUGACCGCUGUGCCAGUGUACAACGUGUUAGCAGCUAAGUUCGACCUCUCUUGCAAGAUCUCGUGGGACGUAGCAGACUUAUCGUACACUCCUACCGUAACCUGGCAACUGACCGACACAGCAGGAGCCCCUAAAGCUCUUACAAACGCCAACACUGAUAAAUACACCUUCACUGUAGCCAGUUCUGCAGCUACCGACAUGGGCUCCUACCAAUGUAAGGUAGAUUUCAACGGAGUGGAAGUGACGGGUGAUGUCACAGUGUACGUGCGAACACCUCCAGUGUUUGCUGUCAGCGUAGCGAAUCCUACCGCCUCCAACUUCAACUCUCCCAGCACAGUGGUACUGGGAGCACCUGUAACUCUGAGCUGCACCUUCUCGGGUGAUGCUACAGGGGAUGUACUGUGGUAUGAGGGUACCAACAUCCUCACUGACACUAGUCUCUACACUCUAGAUGCCGCUGCACAUACUACUUACGGUGCUACCAGCAGUGCUGUCAUUCUGUCAGUUAUAGAUGCUACACACGAAGGAACCUACAAGUGUAAGUCCACUUACACGUCCGACAGUGUAGAUACAGAGUCCAACGCCCUGACUCUCUCUGUGUUGGGAGCUACUGGAGUCACCAGCUCUAAACGGUUUGCUAACAAAGGGGACGACAUCACCUUUACUUGUAACUAUUUGGAGCUAACAGGAGAUGACUCCCCUGCUACAUGGUCUGUACAGGGAGACGCCCUAACCAAGGCUGCAACCAACACGGCUACCUCUAGUGAGUUUACUGUUACCGGGGCAACUGUGGAGAGCAACGGAAAAGCAACGUGUACCGUGACCUACAGUAACUCUCUGACUAACUCUGUGGAAGUGGAUCAGUAUGUGAGGGACACAGUGUUUGGAAAUGUUAUUGAUGGAAAGUUGUAUGCUCUGAAGGGUGCACAAGCUGUACUCACAUGUGUUAUACAUGGUGACGGUCUUAAGGAAGAUAUUGAAUGGACUCCAGCAGGAACUGCAAACACAGAAACAUAUACAUCAGAGUCCACCUCCUCUACCUAUACAAUAACCUCUGUUGCUGAGGCUGAUGAAGUGGAAUACACUUGCUCAGGACGAUAUUCAGAGGACGAUGUUAAAUCUACUGCUGCUCAAACUCUCACUGUCCUAAAGGUAACGGUGACUGGAACUUCUCCUGUGAACAAGGCUGGGGACACUACUCUCACUUGUGACCCUGUUGACGUCGCCUCUACCUACUCCUGGACAAAGGGAGCAAACCCAAUAAAUGGCGAGACAGGGAACACCCUAAUACUGAGUGGAGUGGACUUCACUGCAGCUGCUGAUUACAAGUGUACUGUAGUCUACCUUCACAGUCUUGGUACUUUGGAGAGUGAGGCUUUCCCCGUCUUCGUUCAAGGUUUUGUUAGUUUGGAACAAGGACCUAAAGUUGGAUCAUACAAUGAGGUAGGAGAGACGAUCACACUAAAAGCUACGAUAACAUCUCCAACAUCCCCGGACACAUUCAAGCUGUACAAGGGAGACGAUACCGACGUCACACCUAUCACUAACACUCCUGCUCCCACUCAAAAUGCAGUCGACCAAUCCUGGGAUGUGGAAAUAGAGUUCCUGGCUACUAAAGUAGCGGGAAAGACAGUGGCUUACAAGCUGGUUGUGGAGAACACUGGUAGUAUCGAAAGUACUGUCUCUAUUGACGUAUUCGAGAAGUGUCCAGUAGAGGCAGUAGCAGAUAUCACAGCUCUGGACGGAACACCACUAGACCACAUGGGCACAAUAUCUAAUUUGGAGUGUACUGGAGGUAAAAGUCUGCUGGGGUCCCCGGCUGCUGCCUGUAAUGACGGUGUCCUCACUUGGUCUGCCCCUCUUUCUGCUCAGCCUGAGUGUAUUGAACUCGCGGUACAAACAGAUCCUGUAGACCAGCUUGUGGAGAUCGGCAAGGAAACUACAAUGUCCUGUUCGUCCAUCACUACUCCUGUUACUGUAGCCAGUGUGGAGUGGUUCAAUGGGGAUGGCGUUGUGCAUACUGAUACUAACCCUGCUGCUGUUCAAGAGAGUGGUGGAACCCGUAACGUCUACACAAGUAACUACAAGAUAACAGGAGCGAAUGCUCUCAACGAAGUGUCUUACGGGUGUAGAAUGAUAACUGACGCUGACAAGACUGUCGAGUCUCAUUUAGCUAAAGUUUACAUUGUCGGUAUUAAGUCCAUCACUUCCACUUAUCCUGGACAGUACUUUGAGAGCGACAACAGUGGAGUUGCUGACUACUCAGAGACGGGCACUAUCAAAUUUGAGGUGUACGUUGGACCAGGUGUGAGUUCACAGACAAGCAAACUUGAAAUAGGAGGCGCUGAUGUUGUAGUCACCUUCACUUCAGGGACUGAGACUGACAACUUGAUGCCCUACUCUUACACGAUAGCAGAGGAAAACAAGAAAACAGGGACUUACACAGUGACUGUAACUUACACCAAACCAACUGAUGCUAACGGUGACGCUUCUUACUCAACAACUAUCUUCCUUCCUGUGUAUCAGUUCUGUAAGGUGACAGAGUUACCAGACGUAGAACGAGGCAGCUGGACUCCUGGGGACAAGGUGGACCACAGAGGCUACGCUACUCUCUCUUGUGCUGACGACGCAGACGGCAAUAAAUGGUACAUGAAAGGAGACGGUGUAGCCCAAUGCCUAAUGGGAUCAGAGAACUUCCAGUGGGAAACCCUAACUCCAGCCCCGACCUGUAACCCACAGUCAGAGCUGGUGGAGAAGUGUGGAUUGUUGGAGGAACCGGAGUUUGGAGACGUGGUUUAUAAGGAUGAGAACACAGCCUACUUCACGUGUGGUGCCGGGUACACUCUCAUCGGGGCAGAGCAGGAAUACACGUGUGACUCAGACACGGGGGCUUGGUCUAUCAUUACUAAAGAUAACCCUAACGGACAUCCUCCUAAAUGUCAAGCAACUGUCGCCGCUGUAACUAGACACGUGAUAGUAUCCGGUAUGGAGAUAACUGUAAGCGAGAAUGUGUGCUCUGACGAGGCCGGAAAAGACAGAGUUUCAAAUGCUUUGAAGGCGUAUUUAGAGGAUGAGGAUAUAGUGAGGUGCACUGUUGAGAGCUAUUGUACCUGGGAGGACUUUACUUGUACUGCCGCUGAUUCAUUACUCACUGUCGGCUUCAAGCUGAGCCAAAUCACCUCUCUCAACGAUAAAACUGUUGUAACGGAAGAUGAGGCUAGGAUCAAAUCCCAGGCCCCUACAAAGACAUUCCAAGUGAACACUGAAUCAAAUAAGCGAGCUAUUGUCUCUGCUACGAUCAAUAAAGUAACAACAGAUGUAGCUACAACCUGUUCUGCAGGAUAUGCUAGAAUUGAUAACUCUUGUUCUUCCUGUCCGUCCGGGUGGGGUUACGCUGGUGACACGUGUGUUCCUUGCUCUAUUGGUUCCUAUAGUACCGGUAACUCUAUCUCCGCUUGUACACAGUGUACGGACGCUAAAACUACAUACAAUAUCGGCUCCACAUUGGCGGCUGCAUGUGUGGAGGGUGCUGCAGUGUGUACUAUAGGGGUUGCUGCGGGAGUCGCUACUUUUGUACCUCCCACUGGAUCUCGAGUAGAGUUCGAUAAGCUUAUCUCUGUUACGUGUGGUGUAGGUCAUGCUCUUGCUGUGGAUGCUGAUAACACCUUCAAGUGUGGGGCUACUGCUCCUGCUUGUUACGAGGUAUGCUUGUUGGCUGAUAGAUCAACUGACGAGUUGAAAGCUCUGUUUAUACACGAUAAUAUUGACGCUACUGGCCAGCUAGUCCACAAUGAAAAGAUUCAAGUAACCUGUAUGGCAGGCUACGAACUUGCUGAGGACGAACCCGUCAAAUCUUACACUUGUAACGACGGUACUCUACCUGUUUUCCAGGCCUGUAUAGAGCAAGCAGGAUCUCAAGUGCUUACCACAGUAAUAGUAUGUGUGGUUGUGUUGGGUGUGGCUGUUAUAUUACUAUUCCUCUUUAUCAUCGUUCAAUGGAGGAAAAAGAAAAACGCUGCUAGUUACAAGCUGAGGGGAGAGAAAGGGUUCAUGGAUCCAAUAGAGAACAUGGCAGCAGAGGAAGGAACGGGAGUGCAGAUGAAGAAAGUGAGUCUGAAACUGAGUGAAGCAGAUAAGAAAGCUCCUCUAAUGUCCCGACCUGUUCACAUCUCCGACUUUAGCAAGUACUACGAUCUCUUGACUAGAAACGACGACCGAGAACUGAAACAAGAAUUCAGCACUUUCGACUCAUUCGAUGACAACAAUACUUGUUACCAUGGCUCUAUUCCUGAGAACGAUACCAAGAACCGCUACAAGAAUAUCAUUCCAUUCGACCACAGCAGAGUUAAACUAUCUAUAAUGAACGAUGAUGUGCACUCUGACUACAUAAAUGCUAGUUACAUACACGGCUACCACAAACCCCGAGUUUUCGUUGCUACUCAGGCACCACUCUACGAGACUCUGGAUGACUUCUGGAGAUGGUGUGGGAGAAAAAAGAGUACUAUGGUAGUGAAUCUGACUAAAGUGGAGGAGAACGGAAAGACAAAGAGUAUAGUGUACUGGCCCAGUGUGGAGGAGCGAGCUAAACAGUUCGGUCUAGUCAACGUGAAGAGGGUGGAUAAGCAGGAGAGUGAAUACUUCGUAGUGUACUCCUUCGAGAUAAGACACAAACUCGAGGAAGGAGUCCGGGAGGUGUAUAUGUUCAACUACGUAGGAUGGCCCGACUUUGACGUGCCCUCGAGAACAACUGAGUUUGUUAACUUCAUCUACAACAUCAGACAUCUCUCUUCAUCAGACCACCCAUGGGUCCUAUAGUCUGUCAUUGCAGUGCGGGUACAGGCCGAACAGGAGCAUAUAUUGGUAUAAUGAACUCAUUAGAUAGGCUUAUUAACAAAGAAGACCUGGAUAUCCUGGGAUUAGUGGGCUCGCUUAGACAGCAGAGACGCAAGAUGGUCUUCACUAAUACACAAUACAAAUUCCUGCAUAGAGUUAUGAUGGAUAUUGUGACUAACGACAACUUCGACUUAUUGAAGCAGAGUGGCUUCCGAAAAAAGAUAGAAGUUCAAGGUGUGUUGGAAAACCCCUACGUCUCAACAAGUGAGAGUGAUGAACUAGACGAACUAAAUGACACUAAAGUCUAGUUACCAUGGCAACCAUGUCAGUUGUGUACAUAGUUGCUAUAGCAACAGUAUCACCUUCAUACCUUUUAGUUAUGGGACUGUUUGGAGUAACACGUUUUUGUGAAUUCUGUCUCUAAAAUUUCAGAUUGUCCAGUGAUAUGUAAUUAUUUCAAACAGAAUAAACGCCACAUCAAAAGUGAGCUUUUUUCUAUCAUGAUUACCGAACAUCGCCGAUAUUUUAAGUCUUUUUAUACGUUCACUGACUUUAUGUGUAUACAAUAUACAUAUGCUAAGGGAAAUGUAUAUAGUUGUUGCAGUUUUUGAAAUUUCUUAGCUUACGUUUCUACAUGGUUUCUGAAAAAUCAAAGAUAUGAUAAUAAUAAAAUUCAGUUUAUGAUAUUUCCAGAUCUGGUAGAUAACCGGUUGAGGAAUUUAUGCAUGAUUUUUGUGGAGCCACCUGCCACAUUCUAUUUCUUUUAAUAUAAGUGAAAGAUACCUCCUGGUAGAGUUUUCCCUUUUAACAUUUCAUUUUAAACCGGGUCCUGUAAAUUAAGAGUUAUUUUUAUUUGAGUAAAGUUUUCGGUACGUUUUUUAGCUUAAAACUCUCACCAUUUCAGUUUUUAUUGAAUGUUAAAGAAUGUUGUCGCACAGUUAUUAUACACUCCAGUCGGUGACAUGAUUUUCUGUUUACACUUUAGAUUCAGAACUUGUAGAUACUUUUUAACUUAAUUGAAUGUAAUGUUACUAUGGCAAUCAUGUGUUGCAAAUGUGGUCACGUGACAGUGUUGUUAGAGGAAAUGUUACUUGUAAGUUUGCUAAACUGACUAGUUCCUAUUUUUAGUUCAUGUAUGAUUCAGAAAUGGUGCUAAAAGAUAGGAUUACUACUAGGAUUACUAAUUCAAAUUGUGUCGUUAAAUUACUUUUAGUUUAUUUACAUAACAAUGA